Messenger RNA from Hippocampus zosterae (dwarf seahorse), 1903 nucleotides. RefSeq names its product sarcalumenin (gene srlb). The record is from RefSeq and is a predicted model, not a curated record. NCBI's taxonomy places the organism in Eukaryota, Metazoa, Chordata, Actinopteri, Syngnathiformes, Syngnathidae. Gene Ontology annotation, molecular function: GTP binding. The transcript is spliced from 7 exons. The coding region runs from base 32 to 1510 and encodes 492 amino acids.
CCUCCUUGGUAUAUAUAGUGCGCGCGGGACUAUGAGAGGUCUCCUGGCCGCCACCAUGAAGGGUAGCAUCAUCUCCGUCUGCUGCUUUGUCUCCCUGCUGCUUUUGCAGGCCACGGCAGAAGAAGAGGAAGAGUUCACGUCCGUCCUCCGAGAUAAAUCCCACAUCGAGGAGACUCUUCGAUUCGCCACAGAGGAAAAAGCAGCAGACUAUGCAGCGGCUGUGCAGAGGCUGCGGAAGAUCUACCACUCCUCCAUCAAGCCCAUGGAGCAGGCCUACAAGUACAACGAGCUGAGGCAACACGAGAUCUCAGCCUACCCUGGACAAACCCUGGGCGACGCAGCCACAGAUGGAGAAAUCACAUCCAAGCCCAUGGUUUUGUUCCUGGGACCGUGGAGUGUAGGAAAGUCCUCCAUGAUUAAUUACCUCCUGGGCUUGAAUGACAGCCCCUACCAGCUCUACACAGGAGCUGAGCCUACUACCUCUGAGUUCACCGUCAUAAUGCACGGCGAAAAGAUCCGCUCGGUGGAGGGCAUCGUGAUGGCGGCAGACAGCUCUCGCUCCUUCUCCCCUCUGGAGAAAUUUGGGCAAAACUUCUUGGAAAAACUGAUUGGGAUUGAGAUGCCCCACAAGCUGCUGGAACGCGUUACUUUUGUGGACACGCCGGGAAUCAUCGAGAACCGCAAGCAGCAGGAGAGAGGCUACCCCUUCAAUGAUGUCUGCCAGUGGUUCAUCGACCGAGCGGAUCUGAUCUUUGUGGUUUUCGAUCCCACCAAGCUGGAUGUCGGAUUGGAGCUGGAGAUGCUUUUCCGUCAACUGAAGGGGCGCGAGUCACAGAUUCGCAUUAUCCUCAACAAGGCCGACAACCUGGCCACCCAGGAUUUGAUGCGAGUAUACGGAGCGCUUUUCUGGAGUUUGGCCCCGCUCAUCAAUGUGACAGAGCCCCCCCGUGUCUACGUCAGCUCCUUCUGGCCCUACGAUUACGCUCCGGACACCAGUCGCGAUCUCUUCAAGCGGGAGGAGAUCUCCCUACUGGAGGAUCUCAACCAGGUGAUUGAAAACCGCAUGGAGAACAAGAUCGCGUUCAUCCGCCAGCAUGGCAUUCGCGUUCGCAUCCACGGCCUCUUGGUGGACCGCUAUGUCCAGACCUUCAAGGAGAAGAUGAGCUUCUUCAGCGACCCGGAACUGGUCUUUCAGGAGAUUGUGGACGACCCGGAUAAGUUCUACAUAUUCAAAUCCAUUCUUGCCAAGACCAACGUUAGCAAGUUUGAUCUCCCCAACCGCGACGCCUACCGUGACUUCUUCGGAAUCAACGCGAUAACCACCUUCAAACCUUUGUCGUCCCAGUGCUCCUACAUUGGAGGCUGCCUGCUGGAUAAGAUCGAGAAGGCCAUCACCAAUGAAUUACCCGCCCUCUUGAGCAGCAUCAACUCGGGCAAACAGCCUGGUCUGUCUUCUUGCGAGGCCACUGGCUGCGGGGAGAAGCCUAAAAACCGUUACCGGAAGAACUGAGAUUAAGCACGACACUUUGAGCAGGAGGGAGGAAGGAAAGGAAGGCGCCAGAGGAGGGGAAGAUAAAGACAGGGCUCUGAUGUAGGGCCAACCCUGAUUCAGAAGACCUGCAAUAACAAGGAGACGAGGAAACGGAUAUUAGAGCUUUAUUUUCCUCAGGUGACCAUGGGAUGAUCUAUUUUGGGGGCUAGGGGAUAAGACAGAUCGUGGGAGGGGAGGCUCAUUGUCUGAGGAAGGCAGCUUAAGGAUACAAGUGUUGAUGAGGUAAUAUACUUGACUGUCUGGAAAGUUUUGUUGUUUUUUUGGGGCGGUGGGGCACUGAUGCGCAAAAACGGGAGGAACAGCCAGUCCGAUAGCAGCCCACUUGUAUGUGAAUAAAUCAGAAACUAGAAA